Messenger RNA from Nannospalax galili (Upper Galilee mountains blind mole rat), 3316 nucleotides. It is a transcript of the gene Rasd2, whose product is annotated as RASD family member 2. Lineage: Eukaryota; Metazoa; Chordata; Mammalia; Rodentia; Spalacidae. The transcript has 3 exons. The record is from RefSeq and is a predicted model, not a curated record. Gene Ontology annotation, molecular function: GTP binding; GTPase activity. The coding region runs from base 594 to 1394 and encodes 266 amino acids.
CAGCGGAGCGGAGCUUGCGGCGCCUGGCUAGGAGUGAGCAGCUGUGCCUCUCGCGCGGGUCGAGCUGCGGAGCUGCGGGCAGCCGGAGAAGCCCCUCCACCCCGCACCCAGACAUCCAUUUGGGACCGGGGGAGAAGGUAGCGUAGGUGGCCCGGCGCGCACCCCCCGGAGUCUCCAGGGUCCGCUUCUUCAUCCUACCGCCCUUCUCCACCCCCAGCGCGGAGCCCCAGGCGGGGACACCCCGCAUCAGACGUUCUCAAGCCUCCGGGCACCUGGCUCAACCAGAGUCCCCCGUGUCGGGGCAGGGCAGGGCCGGCGGUGGCGAGCCGGAGCCCGCCCAGCACCCAGGCCCCGCCGAGCCCUCGGAGCCCACCCAUGGGGCCCCGGCUCCGCGCGCCUCUUUUCCCGGCCGCGCCCAGCCCGGCUCGGGGCGUAGCGCGCGGGAGGAUCCGUGCGCAGUGACCCCGGAGCCGCCGCAGACGCGGGGAGACUCGGCGGCGGGAGCGGCAGGCAGUUCCCCGCACCUCCAGGCGCUUCCAGGCAGUCCUCCGAGCCGCGCCCGGGGCCCAGCCCGCCGAUCCCAGCCCCGAGCCAUGAUGAAGACCUUGUCCACCGGGAACUGCACGCUCAGCGUGCCUGCCAAGAACUCCUACCGCAUGGUGGUGCUGGGUGCCUCCCGAGUGGGCAAGAGCUCCAUCGUCUCUCGCUUUCUCAAUGGCCGCUUCGAAGACCAGUACACGCCCACCAUUGAGGACUUCCACCGCAAGGUAUACAACAUCCGUGGGGACAUGUACCAGCUGGACAUCCUGGACACCUCUGGCAACCACCCGUUCCCUGCCAUGCGCCGGCUGUCCAUCCUCACAGGAGAUGUCUUCAUCCUGGUGUUCAGCCUGGAUAACCGGGAGUCCUUUGACGAGGUGAAGCGUCUCCAAAAGCAGAUCCUGGAGGUCAAGUCCUGCCUGAAGAACAAGACCAAGGAGGCGGCAGAGCUGCCCAUGGUAAUCUGUGGCAACAAGAACGACCAUAGUGAGCUGUGCCGCCAGGUCCCCACCACUGAGGCGGAGCUGCUGGUGUCGGGGGAUGAGAACUGUGCCUACUUCGAGGUGUCAGCAAAGAAGAACACGAACGUGGAUGAGAUGUUCUAUGUACUGUUCAGCAUGGCCAAGCUGCCCCACGAGAUGAGCCCUGCACUGCACCGCAAGAUCUCCGUGCAGUACGGUGACGCCUUCCACCCCCGACCCUUCUGCAUGCGUCGCACCAAGGACUCAGGUGCCUACGGCAUGGUCUCGCCCUUUGCGCGCCGUCCCAGCGUCAACAGUGACCUCAAGUACAUCAAGGCCAAGGUCCUCCGGGAGGGCCAGGCCCGAGAGAGGGACAAAUGCAGCAUCCAGUGAGGGGCAGGGACGUCGGGGAGGGGGCCCGGGCAGUGCCUUAAGGGAGGUGGCUGUGGAUGCCCGCUGCGUGCAUUCCACAGGGCCCUGAGACCCAAAGCCCUGCCUGUUAGUUAUCCUGCCUCCUUGCUGCUUCCCUCGUGUACGUGGCUCCUUUGUGGGAGGACUGGGGAGAGGCUGGGGAUGUGUCAACACUCACAUCAGAGACCCUAGUUAGAGCUUUCCCUGUCCUUGGGGUGGAAGGAACUUGGAUGCCAGAGAGAGGCCAGGAGUCCUGCAUCAAACAGAGCUGCCUGGGCAUGUCACAGGAUGAAAACACUCGAGCCAGAUGCCCCGGCCAGAUGCACUUGGCGGCCUCUGCUCCCUCAGCGUGGACCAGCUUGGUCUCCAUGCUGCGGGGGACCCCCUUCCUGGGCCUUCAGCACCUGCCCUCCCACCCAGCUGUGUGCAUCCACCCUCUAACUUGGCCCCUGCUGCCCAGACAUCGAGCCAGUGGUGUGUGUGUGUGUGUGUGUGUGUGUGUGGGUGGUUUGGGGUGGCCAUGCCCCUCAGACCACUCUAUCCCUGCCCUGCUCCCUGGCACCUCCAUGUGACGGCACUUAUUUUGAAGCUGCUGUCAUGUUCGCAGUAGACAGGAAGUCCUUGUAUUGUAGGAGUUCAGUGACCCAUCGUUGGCCAGGCUCCCCAGGUGAGAUCACUGCUCCAGGUGGGGCCCCCUUCCUGCCUGCCCCUACAUAGGGCCGUGCAAACACUGGCACAGUGUGGGCAGGUAGGCCACCUCUCCUACUCCCAAGAGGGGAGAAUUGGGGCUGGGAGGGAUGACUCCCCAAGUCCUACCCACCCCCUAGCUAGUUCAGGACAGAGCUCUGUAUAGAGCCCCCUUCUUGGUGUUUCUCAAGCAUCAACUGAACACCUGAGUGCUGGAUCCCCUGUAUACUGGGCAACAAAGAAGGCAAAGGACCCAUAUGUCCCCAGCUAUGACUGUCCACCCCAGGGUACCCCACUGCCAUCUGUGUACACAGCUGUUGGAGGAGGAGCAGCUGGGAGCCAGAGCUGAGCCCUGAAGAGGUUGGCAGGAAGACUCAUGGGGGACUUUUUCUAGUGCUCGGUGUGCUGAGUACCUCUCACCCCAGCUUGGGGAAGGGGCUGUGAUCCUGAAAACCAAAGGCCCUUGUCAUCAGCUCUUAAAUACAUUUGUGCUUUUGUUCCCUUAAAAAAAAAAAAAAAGUACUGAUCUGGGCUGGUGGGAUGGCUCAGUAACUAAAGGUGCCUGCUGUCAAGCCUUUCCACCCAAGUUCGAGUCCUAGGACCCACAAAGUGGAAGGAGAGAACUAACUUCCAUAAAUUAUAUUCUGACCUCCACAUGUGCACCGUGGUAUGCGCACAUACAUGCACUCAUGCAUACACAAAAAGUAACAAUGCUAAGGGUCACAAGAAACCAUAGUAAUCCUCUAGUGCAUUUCCUAAAGGCCCAGAGAGGGUGAGUGAUUAGCCCCAGGUCAUACUGCAAGCAGGGCCGCCCUGGGCCUUCCACACAUACCAUGCUGUGCCCCCUCUUGGAGAUGCUUCCAGGUCUGGGGACUUGCAGGGCUUUGGCCUGUGUUACCCACAGGUCCCCCAGAGCUGUUACUGAGGGUUCCUGUGGAUGCCGUGUACAUCAUCCUGAACUCCCAGACAAACCUCUGUUCCAGCUCUGCACACUGCAGUCAAGACCUGGCCCCGCCUGUGUCCGCACCUCAACACCUGCUGCUCAGCACAGCUGCUCCAUCACCCGCUUCUGUCCCCUAGCUGCCCUACUUCCCCAGCACCAACCCUCAGAGCACACCAGGUACUUGUCCAGAUAGGCGUGUGGCCUGCUACCAUCCAGUCACCCCCCAUUGCCCGGAUCUUUGUGUGCACUAUCAAUUAAAGUGGGUUUGUUAGCA